This is a messenger RNA of Trichobilharzia szidati, 1316 nucleotides long. NCBI's taxonomy places the organism in Eukaryota, Metazoa, Platyhelminthes, Trematoda, Strigeidida, Schistosomatidae. The record is from the annotation of a GenBank genome assembly.
GUUAUAAUGUUUCAAUUUACCAAUCUCUAUAGUAAGCAUGCCGCUACACAUUUAAGCACACAAUGGAAUACUGUGGGGAUAAAUAUGAGGGGGAAACUAGAAAUAAUAGAUUGGAAGGAUUUGGUAAAUAUACACUACCUACAGGAACGUACUAUGAAGGUGAAAUGUAUGAUGGCAUGUUCCAUGGGAAAGGAACUUUGCACUUCCAAAAUGGCAGUAAAUAUCAGGCCACCUGGGAAAGAGGGCAUCCCAAAAAUGGGGAAAUUAUAUAUGCUGAUGGCUUGAAAUAUAAGGAAGGUUCUCAUUAUUGUGAUGAGUUUGAUAGAAGAUUCUACACAGAAAUAUGUUUUGGAUUGAAACCUGCAGGUAGAUCGCAGCUAGUGGAUAAAGAGCCCCGCAAACAAAUACCACCAGGAUGCUACGACACAGGAGAUGGGUUCUACGAUCCUUUGACCAGAGUGGUGACGGACUACACUGGACGAUUUCUUCGCAAUGCUGGUAGGUCCCUUGCCUAAUUAAACAAUACACUAGAUGCUGAGGAGCAUAUAUGGAUUACUACCAAAUGCAGAAAAGCAUGGGAUGAGCAUGUGGGUGCUACGUAUGAUGCCGAAGUUAUCAGCCAUACAUCAAAGCCCUACUAACACUUAUAACCCAAGUUCAUGAUCCGAAGUAUAUUGAAACAAUCAACAUACCUUGCUUUCGAAUAUGUAAUAAAAAUUUACUUAGUCGUGUGAAAAAUUUAUUCAAGUGUUCUGUCUAUUUAUCUGAGGAAGUACGAACUGCGUGAGCUUGUUGCUCAUCCAUAGCGGUAACAACAGAAACCUGCAGGAAACUAUGUAAAGUAAAUAACAACUUACGAUCACAUUGUCCGAAUCUCCCUUCGAAUUCCAUUUCUCUUGAAUAUCUUUGCCAACUUCAUUAUCAGGAAGAGGUAUAUCUUCAAAUACACUGAAAUCAUCACCCAUAAGUGUCAAGAAUCCAUCCUUUAUAUCCAUCAAUUGGUAUUCUUUGCGUGUGAUGAUCGGUACAUUCAUAGUGUGGGAUGACGAGCAUAUCUCCUCAUACUUCUUGCUAGUGAAGAUGUCAAUUGCCACUAAGUGCACUUUUGCUGAGCCAUGCUUUCCAGUCUUUGAAGUUGUCAUUUCCACAAUUUUACAAGGGCGAUCCUUUAUAACGACGUAUCCACCUUUUCUCAAUGAGCUACAUUGUUUUGGCUCUGUCUUUGAAGCUCCAGACUCGCCAGUAACAAAAUCAUCAUCUUCGAAAGUGGCCAUAGUUAUGUAUUCGAGAAAUUAAUUACGUGGAUACGUAGGAUA